AUGUCCUCGCGAUUCAACAACACCAGCGGCGAGUCUCGCUAUGUUCCUCGAGAUCGAUCUCCAUCACGGUUCUCCGAUCGGAGGUCCUCCAUGCCGUACGGUGGCUCGCUGGCAUCCCGCAUCACAGAACCUCCCUCACGAUCAGGACCAGAUGGCGGCCCCGGCAGCGCCCAUCCGCGAGAUACGUUUCGUGAGCCACCCCGUGGUCCCAAAGCCUUGGUAGAUCCACCCCCGCGCAGUGGCGGUGGGGGUUCUUUUGUGCCUGCUGGACCCCGUGGAAGAGGCUUCGCUGGCCGAGGCGACUUCCGUGACCGUGAUCGGGACCGUGAUUUUCGAGAUAUUCGUGAUCCUAGAGACGGUCCGCCCCCGUUUCGUGGUGACCGAGACCGGGAUCGCGGUGGCUGGCGGGAUCGCGAUCUUGAUAAUCGAGAUCGCCGACCAGGCUCGCGCGGCCGUUCGCCGCCCCUUCGUGAUUUCCGUGACUUCCCUCCCCGCGACUUGGAUCUCAGCCGUUCGCGGCGUGGCUCGCGAGAUGGACCGCCUAGUAUCAUUUCUGGAGAUUCUCCCUCCUCCGGUGGCCCACCUUUCUCUCGUGGAGGAUUUAGUGGACGAGGCCGUGGAGAUUGGGACUCGCGUGGCCGAGGACGACCUCCAUAUGUCGAUGAACGCACCUCCUACCGUCCACGAAGCCGUUCGCGGGAUCGUCGGUGGGAACGGGAGGCUCGUGAGGAUCGCGAGCGUGAGCGAGAACGCGAAUUGGAGCGCCGUGCUGAACGCCGCGAGGAGGACCGACGUAUCGAGCGUGAAGAGCGAGAGCGAGAGGCUGAACGGUACAAGAGAGAUCAGGGUCCAAUCCGCAGCGAUUCUCGACCUGCAACAGGGACCGUAACCACUCCUUCUACGCCCCGGCCUCCAGGCGUAUCCGUGCCUGGUCCCGCUUCAGACCGCCCUGCGCCCGUCGAAUCUACACGAGAACCACCCCCCGGACGGCGGGCCUCCAGCGCUCUCUCAUCAAACGUCAUCCGAGAUGGUCGUCGAGACAUGGACAAGGGCGAAUAUCCCCCAUUGCGAGCAGACUUUUCCAGAGAGCGAUUUGCCCCGCCAGCAGUGGCCUCUCCUCCUCCGCAAGCACCGCAAGUGCCAGCCUUUGGGUCCGUAUCAUACAAGUCUGGCCCUUUACCGGGCCCGACUUCCAGUGUAUGGAAGGCACCUCCCGAGUCCAAGCUCCCGCCAACGGCUCCUACGUCGGAGCCCAGUCAGAUUCCUCAAGGGCCAAAGGCUGCAUCGGCUGGACCAAAGGCACCGACGAGCUCUCAACCUCCCCUUGGCCCUCGAGCCGAUCGCUUCGCAGAUAGGGCCCCACCUCCAGAACCCAAGGAACCAGCAAAAUCGGUUGAUACCCAGCCGUCUCCUCGACAGCAACCUCCAUCAACUGCCAACCCGGCACCGGCCCCAUCGAAGCCAGCAACAGAUUCCGUGACAGGCACUUCUCACUCUAUGACCCACCUCUCAGACUCUCUUCCACCUCCAGUCGCUGGCUCAAGACUCCCGCCUACCGGCCCUCAGUCUUUUAGCCGGCCAACUUCAUCCGCAGCUUCGUCGAGACCCACUUUUGGUGCUGGUGCAGCUCGCUCUCCGGGACCGCCGGGAGCACCAUCUGCGCCUCAAUCAGCUACGCUCAGCUCUUCACCUCCGUCACUAGGACUGAAUAUCCCCACAGGCCCCAAGGCCGAUAGAGCGCCGGGUCGACCUGACCGGCCACCGAACCGAACGGACAAAGGGCCUCCGAGGAACAAAAAUCUGCAAUGGAUUCGUCCUGGCGCUCCAUCUUACGGACGUGGUCCUGGCCCAUCGACAGUGGCCCAGGCUCGCAAGGAGGUUGGUGAUAACAAGGACCGCCCCCCAGAAUCGUCAAAACCAUCUAAGCUGGAAGCACCGCCAAAGAGUCCGGUUCGCGGCAGCGUCUCCCCAGAACUCUCGAAAUCCGCAUUUAAACCAUUCGAAUCCCCCGCCAAGCGUAGGGCGUCAGACGUCAAGAUGGAAGUAGACAAGGUUGAACCACGCCCAUCCUCCUCCAAGGAGGAGAUGUCUUUUGAGACAAAGUUGGCUCCUGAGCCAUCUCUGGAAGAUCUCGCCGGCCCAGCCGGACUGGGUGCAAUCAGCGACGAGGAGGAAGAAGAUGACGAAGAGAUGGAGCUUGACGAGGAAGACUUUGCCAAAAGCAAAGAGAAGUUUGAAAAGGAAUUAGCGACACUGACUAUGAGGAAAACGCCCAAGUCGGUCUUCGAACAGUACCAGGCUGUCGCCGACAAAGUCACUGUUCUUUGUCGAGUGAUUGAGAAACAAGAGUCUGGGAAGAGAGAGGGAGAGAGGCUAGAAGAGGAAAAGCGACUGGCAGAGAAUUUGGAAGCGGAGACGAUGAAGAAGCAGGAAGCCGAAGAAAUAGCGGCACAGGAGACCGAGGAGGUGCAGAAGCGGCUAUUGGAGGAGAAGGAAGAGGAAGAGCGCGUCAAGGCUGUGGAGGCAAAGAAAGAAGCAGAGGAGGAGGAGGAAGUAGAAGAAAGAGAAAGAGAAAGAGAAGAAGAAGAGCUGGAGGAGGAGACAGAAACGGCCAUACAAUCUCUGGAAGCGCCAGUGCCUGUUCCUUCUGUUCCUAUGGGUCUUCCGUCACCCAGCACUGAGGAGGUCGAGACCUCUGCAGAUGGGGACGAGAAGACACGACGAGAACAAUCCCCAAGCCGCGUUCCUACUCCUCCUAUAGAUGCUUUGCCCUUCCUCAAUACGGCGCCUCCUACCCCUUUCUCUGAAUCAGACUUUUUUCAAGAGAAUCUCCAAAAGCAUGAGAGGAUCAAGGAUCUUUUGCGUGCUGAAUUGGUCAAACAACGCAAGGAUAUCGCCAGAGAGGAUGAUGAGCUGAGAAAAUCCUAUCGUGAAAAUUACAAGGCAUGGAGAGUCAAUGUUGCAGAAGUCUUGGACAAGAAGAAGGAAGAAGCAGAGCAAUCUGCGAGCCCAAGUGAUCAGGCCGUCUCUCCGCUGGCGCCACCGACGACGACCGUGACAGAAGGCCGCCGCGUUCAUCGCUUCAGCAGCGAGUUAGAUAUCCAGCGUGUUCUGAGAGAGUCUGAACAAGCUGCACGAGAGGAGCAGGAGAGGCGAGAAUUACUGGCCAAGGCAGAGGCGGACAUGGAAAAGGAAGCAGAAAUACCAUUGAUGCUGGACAAGGUUGAACGGGUCGCCAAAGUUUUCAAAGAUACGAAUCAGCUCAUUAAUGCUCAUCAAGCACUAGAACUCUUCGAGUUUGAGCCUCCUGAAGAUAACUUUAAUGGAGAAGAGCAACAGAUCUUCACUGAGCGAUUCGUCGAGUUCCCAAAGAAGUGGGGCAAGAUUGCUGAGGGCAUUCCGAACCGCGACUAUCAUCAGUGUAUCGAGCACUACUAUCUCACCAAGAUUGAAGCCAAAUAUAAGGCGCUGCUCAACCGGAGACGUAACCGAAAGGGUGGUCGUAGGGGCGGACGGACUGUGCAAACCCGCCCCAAGUCAAAUGCGCUUGUUAAAGAUCUUGGUGUUCACCCUGAUGUUUAUGAAGGCGACGAGUUCGAGACUCCAGCAAUUGCGGUCACUGACACGGGACGGCCUCGCAGGGCUGCAGCACCUACUUUUGGAGAGUCUGCGAGCAAUGAUACGGACCAAGGCACACCGGGACCAGGCAUUACCCGGAAAGCUGGUGCUCCUGAAAAGGGCGUUGAGCGUGCUGCCAAACGCACAAGAGGAACGGGAGCAAGGGAAAGAGGUCAACGUAGAGCUCGGAACCCACCUAUUGCAGCUGCGCCAGCAACUACUUCCCCAUUAAAGGCCGAAAAGGAUAGAGGUAAAUUGCUUGACAAGGUCCAAGAGGUAGUCGCGGAUGAGGCCCAGAAAGCAAAGGACCUUGAGGGUGCAAAUCUCCUGGCUGUAUUGCAAUCUGGUCGUCCAGCGGUUCCACUCGCCGAAGGUUUGGGUGAGGUAGCAGAUCAAACAACCCUUGCGACAACAGCAGGAGCAUCCGGAGUGCCGGAGCCUCAGCUGGGCGUAAGCAGACAGGCACAGCAGCAGGCUCAACUUCACCGCUCGGGGUCUCAAGCGUCGAGCUAUUGGUCUGUCCCUGAGCAGCAGGAAUUCCCUCGACUGGUACAGCAUUUUGGGACAAACUGGCAGGCUAUUGCCAAUUACAUGACCACCAAAACCCAGACAAUGGUCAGGAAUUACUACAACCGGCUUUUGGAGGCUGGAAGAACUGAACUCGACGAUAUGGCCAGGGAGGGCAAUGCCAAGAGAGAGCGCGGCGAGAAUUUGGGACCGCCGCCGCCACCUGCUGCUGUGUCGAGAAAGAGAAUGGAGGGCAACUAUAUUACCACUCCUCGACCGCUCGCACCCAGCAUCGAUCCAAUGGAGAUUGAUGGCGGAGCUGCGAGAAUGCAGCAGCCUACAAUGGCACGAAUGUCGCCUCCAGGGCAUGCUUCAAGGUAUCCAAUGCUAGCCCAGGCUGGCGGACCUCAACCCGCUGUGAGCAUGGCAGGCCAAGGUCCGGUACCAGUUCAAGCCAUUCAUCAUGCAUCUCCUCAAAACCACCAGCAAGGACCGCGAAUUGGGUUCUUUACAGAUACCCGAGCAGAUGCGCGCCCCGUUCUUCAGGCACAGUCAAGUCCCCAGCCUCGACCCAUGCAACAGGCUGUGGAGAAUCUAUAUCGGCACCCCAUGACACACCAACCACCGCCUCCGCCUCCACAAGCGCAGGGUCCGGCCCAUCAGACGCACAUCCCUCAGCGAUACCAGGCUCCUGUGCCGGAUCGUCAGCACCUCCAAGCUAGGACGCCAUUUACGCCUAAUCCCCUUGCACCUCCUCCGCCCGUUACCAAGGAAUUUGACUCUGCUGAGCCUGUGUCUACGGGUGGCCCUAGGCCACCGCCUCCCUCGUCGAUUCACCAAUCGCAAGCUCAGCAAUCUAACAUUCGGCAUCUCAUUGAACCCAAUAAUCCUCCGCCGCCGCCGCCGCCGCCGUCAGCAGUGUAUGUUUCACAUUCACCUCAACCACCAAUGGUGGCACGACCACCGCCGCCUUUCUCUCCAGUUAGGGACGAGCCUCGUCCAGUGUCAACGCCUGUUCUCAUGCAAGCUCCAAGCCGGCCCCCACCGGAACCGGCUAGGAAAACGUCGAAUAUCCUUGACAUUUUAAACAGUGAACCGGCGGAAGACCCUCGUCAGAAGAAGAGGUACAACGAUCACGUUAUGCCUAGCGGACCCUCACCUCCGCCGCAGUCGGCCCAAGUACCAAUUUACCACGCGCCACGGCCUCCAUCUCAACCAUCUCCUGCACCGAGGCAAGAGAUUAUUGUUGAGGCGCCUUCUCCGCAGCGAUUUCAUCGGCCAUCGUAUGGAAUGGCCACCUCUGGGCCUCCUCCCUCUUCACGGACCAUGUCGGAUGCUCUUCCUGCUGGACCACCAGUGGUCAGUCCUGGUCCACAGCCUUGGUAUCAGCAGCAAACUCCGUAUGCCCGUCAAGGACCGCCGCCACCUCCUCCCCACCCUUCAUCAGUGAGCUCGCCUCCAGUUCACCAUGCAAGCUACGUUCAGAGUGGUCGGCCUUCUUAUCUAGCGCUGCACAAUCCAUCACCGCCGCCGCAGGCGACUUACGCAGCACAUGGUCACUCUCGCAGCUCCUCUUACCCACAAGCGUUGCAGACUCCAAUGUCUCACCCACCGCCCCCACCAUCCUCUGCUGCUCCACCUGCCAAGCUACAUCAGCCCAUGUACGCACCCAGCCCUACGUCGCAGGGUCCGACACCUGUAACGACGACAAUGGGCUCUCACCCGAGUUCCAUGCCGGCACACCAUCAUCCAUCACAGGCAAUGCAUCCUCGGGCGAGCAUGCCGCCAGACAUGACUCCCCGUAUGGUUCCUCGAGCAGUUUCAGAUCACCUCGUUCGGCAUAUGGAUGGUCUUCAUGGCCCUUCUCCCGUUGGCGUUUCCGUCACAGGACCACCAGGCAUGCCGCCCACGACGACGCGCGCAUAUACCCCGCCUCAAUAUGGCCAUCAUCCGUAUGGACCAUAUGAGCCGCCUCGGCCAAUGUAA
This is a messenger RNA of Xylona heveae TC161, 6111 nucleotides long. RefSeq lists its product as hypothetical. NCBI's taxonomy places the organism in Eukaryota, Fungi, Ascomycota, Xylonomycetes, Xylonales, Xylonaceae. The transcript is spliced from 2 exons. Gene Ontology annotation, cellular component: Set3 complex. The coding region runs from base 1 to 6111 and encodes 2036 amino acids. The record is from RefSeq and is a predicted model, not a curated record. Gene Ontology annotation, biological process: regulation of transcription by RNA polymerase II.